Lactuca saligna is the source of this 2148-nucleotide messenger RNA. The record is from the annotation of a GenBank genome assembly. Lineage: Eukaryota; Viridiplantae; Streptophyta; Magnoliopsida; Asterales; Asteraceae.
AUGAUCACCGAAACGCCAAUCGAUUGUUUUCUGCCUUCUUGGUGGGAACUCCAAGUAACCGUCGCCGCCGCCUUCUUCGUCAUUGCCGCCUACUGGUUUUUCACAUACGUCGGUGCCGCCGAUCGCUCACUGCUUGAUAAACCCGCUUCUGUUUCCCCUGAUGACAAGGACAAGAUGGGUCAACCAAAGGGAGAUCAUCAUACCAACAAUUCUACUUAUAUCAUCAAGGUUGAGUUGUUGGCAGCUAAAAAUCUUAUUGGUGCCAACCUUAAUGGCACAUCAGAUCCUUACGCAAUCAUUACUUGUGGUACAGAAAAGCGAUUUAGUUCAAUGGUUCCUGGUUCAAGAAAUCCAAUGUGGGGAGAGGAAUUCAAUUUUUCUGUAGAUGAACUUCCUGUAAAGAUUAAUGUGACAAUAUAUGAUUGGGAUAUAAUCUGGAAAAGCGCAGUUCUGGGUUCGGUGACUAUUCCCGUUGAAAGCGAAGGACAAACUGGAGCAGUGUGGCAUACUUUGAGUAGCCCAUCAGGGCAGGUUUGUCUCCAUAUGACAACACAGAAAUUCGCUGUCACCUCUGCCAGGAGUUUGAAUGGGUAUGGUCAUGGUGGUCGAAGAAGGAUCUCCACAGACAAUCAAGGACCAACGGUGGUACAUCAGAAACCCGGGCCUUUACAGACUAUAUUUAAUCUCCUUCCAGACGAGGUUGUUGAACAAAGCUAUUCGUGUGCAAUGGAGAGGUCGUUUCUGUAUCAUGGCCGUAUGUACGUUUCUGCUUGGUAUAUCUGUUUCCAUUCUAACAUAUUCUCAAAACAAAUGAAGGUGAUUAUUCCAUUUGGAGAUAUAGAUGAGAUAAGGAGGAGUCAACAUGCAUUCAUAAAUCCUGCCAUAACAAUAGUUCUUCGUAUGGGUGCUGGUGGGCAUGGUGUCCCCCCAUUGGGAAGUCCAGAUGGCAGAGUUAGAUAUAUGUUUGCAUCAUUUUGGAACAGAAAUUCUGCACUAAGAACUUUGCAACGUGGAGCAAAGAACUACCAUACAAUGCUAGAAGUUGAGAAGAAGGAGAAACAACAGUCUGAGUUGCGUGCAAGCAGUAGCUCUCUAAGUAAGAAGCAUGCUAAGAUUCCAGAAGAAAGUGUGUCAAAAAAGUACCAGCCCUUCAUUCAAGAGGAUGUUCUCACUGCCAUAUAUAAGGAUACCUUUCCAACAAGCGUUCAACAGUUUUUUGAAUUACUGUUGAAAGAUGGAUCAAAUUUCAUAAACAAAUACCGGUCAGCCCGCAAGGACACAAACCUUAAUAUGGGACAAUGGCAUUGUGCUGAAGAAUAUGAUGGUGAGGUAAGAGAAAUUACAUUUAGAUCCCUUUGUAAUAGUCCUAUGUGCCCACCAGAUACAGCUAUGACCGAAUGGCAGCAUCUUCUGAUGUCCCCCGAAAAAACAUCUCUCGUAUUUGAAACGGUACAACAGGCACAUGAUGUGCCAUUCGGAUCUUAUUUUGAGGUGCACUGUAGAUGGUCUGUCGAGGCAAGUUCUGAAUCAUUAUGCACUAUUGAUGUAAAAGUUGGUGUGCAUUUUAAAAAAUGGUGUGUGAUGCAAUCUAAAAUCAAGUCGGGCGCUAUCAACGAGUAUAAGAAAGAGGUUGAGAUAAUGCUGGAAGUGGCCCGUUCAUGUAUCAACUCUCGCCAAGACUCGGACCAAUAAAUACAUAACUGAAGCUGAUGUCAUGUAUUAUAAGGGGACAGACAGACAGACAGCAGAGCCACUCGUGGAUACAUACAAUACAAUACAAUACAGUACAUUACACAAUACACAAAGCAAACAUGAGAGACACACAAAUAAAUACGUAUAGGUAUGUUUAAUUAGGGUUAUUGGUUUGCUUAGAAAUGAUAUGUUAAUUCCUCUUGUUGUUCUUGUUGUUGUUGGGACGGUGGACAAGUAAUUGCACCCUGUCUCGUUUGAGAAAGCGUGGUGUGCUUUUCUCUUUUCCUUUCUGUAAUGGAACAACUUCUUCCUUCUUCACCCCACAAUUCUAUUUCUAAAUUAUUACAAUGGACUUCUUUGUGCAUUUCAACUGAUUUAAAUAAACAAAAUUAAGGAAUUGUUAGUAUACAUAUAUUUGUAAUCACAUGGUUUUUUUUAUGAAAUGGAAGUUAACGU